Molecule: messenger RNA, 1581 nt
Organism: Cyphellophora europaea CBS 101466
Lineage: Eukaryota; Fungi; Ascomycota; Eurotiomycetes; Chaetothyriales; Cyphellophoraceae
Exons: 3
Coding region: 1-1581 (526 amino acids)
Biological process (GO): carbohydrate transport; transmembrane transport
Cellular component (GO): membrane
Molecular function (GO): carbohydrate:proton symporter activity
Source: RefSeq, a predicted model, not a curated record
AUGUCUGUAAAGCGCACUUGGUCUAACCUGGCGCUGGCCGCAUACGUUCGGGUUAUUCGCAAUGCCCCUCGUUCUGUUGUAUGUAAUGGCUCGCUAUUCGCUUCAUCAUUGAUAUUUGCUUCCUCGGCGAUUCCCAUGACUUGGGACCAAGGAGCUGGGGCUGUUGUGCCUUCUCUACCGGGCUUCCAGCAUCAUUUCAACAUCAGCUCCGGAAGCAAUCCAGGUCAAAUCAGGAACUUCGUCUCGCUCGUCUAUAUCGGAUAUGCCAUCGGAUCUGCGCUGUCGUUCUUCAUCAAUGACCAUGUUGGCCGUCUGUGGUCUUACCGAGUGUAUCUCUUCAUCUGGCUCAUUGGGCAGCUAACAGCCAUUUCCACUCCCGGUAUAUCUGGACUAUGGGCCUCCCGAAUCAUCUCUGGUAUGGGCAUUGGCGGUCUGUCGGUUUCUGGCCCGAUGUCCCUUGCCGAAAUCGCUCCAACUGAGAUUCGCGGCCUACUCACGUCCUGGUUCGUGGUCGCCAUGGGCAUUUCACUCUUCACCGCCAAUUUCUGCACGUUGGGUGUAUACUUGCAUGUACCCAUCAGCCGGCUACAGUAUCAGAUCGUCUUCUUCGCACCUUGUAUCUUCAUGGCACUCUGUGUGAUCUGCAGCUUCUUCGUCUGCGAGUCGCCUAGGUGGCUGAUGAUCGCCGAACGUCGCAAAGAAGCAGAAGACACUCUUUCCAAGCUGCGAGGGCUACCGCUUGACCAUCCCAGGGUGCAAGGCGAGAUUCGCGACAUCGAGGCAUCCAUCAGCUUAGUUGGUGGAUCUGAGAAGCCAACACUGCUGGAGCUCGUCAAAGAGACCUUUACCAAACGAUCAAAUCUCCGUCGUGUGCAGCAGACACUAAUGUCGUAUGCUCUUGCACAACUGUCUGGCGCCAACUCGAUUACGUCUUAUUUUGUGCCGUAUAUGCAGAUCAUCAGUCCUGGCGGCGGUACAACGAGAAACAUGUUCCUCAGCGGCAUGUACGGCUUCUCGAAAUUUUGGUUUAGCUUGAUUGCGUCUUUUCUUUUCAUCGAUGCGCUGGGCCGGAGAAACUCACUUUUCAUCGGUGCUUUCCUGCAAAUGGUUUCAGACAUAUACAUUGGUGUCUUUAUUAAGUACCAGCAAGUCCAAACAAUGUCCAAAACCGCGUCAGAAGCCGCUGUGGGAAUGUUAUUUGUCCAUGCAUUCGGCUAUUCAGUCGGACUACUAACACUACCAUAUGUCUUUGGCGGUGAACUCUGGCCAAACCGAAUCCGUUCAUUUGGAGGUGCCCUCAGCCAAACGUUUCACUGGUUGUUCAUCUAUGCUGUGAAGUUCAGUAUCCCGUCUCUCUUGAAGAACACGGACAAUUGGGGAGCAUUCAUUUUCUUCGCAGGAUGGUGUUUCAUCGCCAUCGUUUAUGUCUUCCUGGUCGUCCCGGAAGUUGCAGGUCUCAGCGUUGAAGAAAUUGAGGAGGUCUUCAAGGGACCGUGGUUCAAUGCGUACAAGCGAUCCAAACGAUCACUCGUCCGAGGUGAAGUUGGGAAUCUGGAUGGACACAAGCAUGAUCUAUCGUAA